Molecule: messenger RNA, 3291 nt
Organism: Blastomyces dermatitidis ER-3
Lineage: Eukaryota; Fungi; Ascomycota; Eurotiomycetes; Onygenales; Ajellomycetaceae
Product: phospholipase D
Exons: 5
Coding region: 1-3291 (1096 amino acids)
Biological process (GO): phosphatidic acid biosynthetic process; cell motility; intracellular signal transduction
Molecular function (GO): D-type glycerophospholipase activity
Source: RefSeq, a predicted model, not a curated record
AUGUCCGGAAAAGAAGACCCUUUGGCCUACGGGUAUUAUGGCGGACAAGGAGAGUCUGAAAGAGGUUCUGGCGAUGGCAGGGGGGGAGGAGGAGGGGGGGGGGAGAGGAGCCUCCUAGGAGGCACCCUCAACAAGUUCCGUGACAAGGUCAAGACUUACGCCGGUGGACCAGGUUCUCAACAACCAUACCAACAGUCCCAUUAUGAUACUCAUAACGUCCAACAGGGACAAUCCGGCUCCCAUGGUUAUGGACAACCAUACCCACCACAGCCUCCACAACCAUAUGCUGCUGCCCCUGGCCAACAGCCAUAUAAUGAACCUCCCCAUGGCCAGAACCCCCCUUAUCAUGAAAAUAAGCCAUCCACAUCCAAACCCGAUAUGGUAUCGGGGCUACUUGGCAAGAUUCAAGGAAUUGGCUCCGGUGUAGCACAGAAAAUUGGUUCUACCCUUGACCCUCAAGCGUACGCCCAGUAUGGCCCGCCACCAACAAGCUCACAAAAUCGAUUUGGAAGUUUUGCACCCCCUAGAGAUCACUGUGAUGCCAAGUGGUAUAUUGAUGGCUGUGAUUAUAUGUAUGCGGUGUCCAGGGCCUUGGAAAAUGCAAAGGAGUCUAUUUGGAUCCUUGACUGGUGGUUAUCCCCGGAACUAUAUUUGAGGCGCCCACCUUCCAAAAACGAGCAGUACCGACUCGAUCGAAUGGUCCACGCUGCUGCUCAACGCGGGGUUCGUGUCAACGUAAUUGUGUAUAAAGAAGUGACCCAAGCAAUGACUUUGUCGUCCUCUCAUACCAAGCAUCACCUUCAGAACCUUCAUCCAAACAUUGCUGUGUUCCGGCACCCAGAUCAUCUUCCUGAUCGGCAGACUAUCCAUUCUUCCGUUGUAGAUUCUUUCAAAAACUUAACCCUCAAUGCGGCUGGCGUUUCUAAGCUUUCCGCUGAUGCCCUGAAAGGUUUAUACGGAAUGAGUGGCGAUGUUGUCCUUUACUGGGCUCACCACGAAAAGCUUUGCCUCAUUGACGGAAAGACUGCCUUCUUGGGUGGCCUUGAUUUAUGUUACGGACGCUGGGAUACGAAUCAACAUUCUCUUUCUGAUGUUCAUCCUAACGAUAUCAGAGAGACCGUUUUCCCUGGCCAGGACUAUAACAAUGCUCGUGUGUUGGAUUUCGACGAUGUGCUACAUUGGCAGAAUAACAAGCUUGAUCGCAAGAGCAACUCUCGUAUGGGAUGGGCUGAUAUUUCAGUUAGUUUGCAUGGACCUGCCGUUGAAGACCUUCGAAGGCACUUCGUUGAGCGAUGGAACUUCAUAUAUGACGAAAAGUAUAACGUUCGUCAAGAUAGCAGAUACUCGAGGUUGGUACUCUAUGAAAAACCGCUAUCAGCUGCUAGCAUUACGGGAUCGCACGGACAAUCACAGCAACAGCAUCAUGGACACCAGCCGCCUCCUCCAGCACACAACCAGCAGUACCACCCUCUUCCCCCAACUGGGCCUCCUCCGACUCAAGCGCACCAUGGCAGUAGCAAUCAGCCAGGACAGCCUGGGUGGGGCGCUUCAACACAGCAAUCGCAGUCCCAGACGCCGUAUUCCCAGGCGCCGUAUUUCCCACCGCCGCCAAAUCAGGCUGGGCAACAUUCGCAGACUCGUGGACCUGAACCAUACUAUGAGCAUGGUUAUCAGCAACAGUUCCAACCGGGUUCUCAUCAACAACCCGGGCAGGAUCGCAGUCUGACCUCAGAACUUCGUGGUUUGAAACAUGACCUUGGCAAUUUUGGCAGCGUCCUUCGAGGUCAACUUGCUGGACAAGUGCACCAAUAUCAGGAUCGAUAUUUCUCAGGCACACCUGGUAAGACAGGGAGGCCAACGGCGAAUAUGUCUUGUCAAAUUAUUCGCUCCUCCGCCAAAUGGAGCCAUGGAACCCCAACAGAGCACUCAAUUAUGGAUGCAUAUGCGGCUAUUAUUCGCGACAGCGAGCAUUUCGUAUAUAUCGAAAACCAGUUCUUCAUCACAGCGACCGGUGAUGCCCAGAAACCUAUCGAAAACAAGGUUGGUGCCGCGAUUGUGGAGCGCAUUCUUCGCGCCGCGAGAGCAGGGCAGAAGUACAAGAUGAUUGUUGUGAUCCCAGCCGUGCCUUGCUUUGCGGGAGAGCUCCGUGAUGAUGUCGCCCUCGGCAUUCGCGCAAUUAUGGAAUUCCAGUACACUUCUAUCAACCGUGGGGGCCAUAGUAUCAUGGAGCUGAUUUCCAAAGAAGGAUACAAUCCGAUGGACUAUAUCCGCUUCUAUAACUUACGCAAUUAUGACAGAAUCAACACAAGUGCAGAAAUGAGGAAGGCUGAGCAGAAGAGUGGUGUUGACUACCAGGAUGCCCAAAAGCAGCAUGAUGACAAAGUUACUGCAAGUACGACCAGUGCGUUCGACACCACUGCGGCGUACCAACCAUACCAAAAGGCUGCACAACAAGUUUCCCACCCGACUGGAUCUGGCCGUUGGAAUAGCGUGAGCGAAUGUUAUAUGCUUGGUGGCGAGGAUAUACGAAAGGUUCCGUGGGAACAUCCCGGCGAUGUUUCUGAAAUCGACGCAUUUGUCAGCGAGGAACUCUAUGUUCAUUCAAAGGUCUUGAUUGCCGACGACAGAACGGUCAUCUGCGGAAGCGCCAAUCUCAAUGACCGUUCCCAGCUGGGGGAUCAUGAUUCGGAGAUUGCCGUCAUCAUCCAGGACCCCACACCGGUGGAGUCAUCAAUGGACGGGAAACCAUACCUCGUGAGCAAAUUUGCAACUACCCUCCGACGGCAACUCUGCCGAAAACACUUGGGCUUGAUUCCGGUCCAAGAUUACCAGCGGCCUACCGCCAAUUCUGAGCCUGUGGGCGUGCCCAAUGUUUACGAUAUGAACUCGGCGGAAAAUCAAAUCGUUACCGACCCUCUGUCAGACACAUUCCAAAGCCUUUGGAAUUCUCGCGCAAAACAGAAUACCGAGGUCUACCGUAAAGUCUUCCAUGCCGUUCCCGAUGAUACAGUUCGAAACUGGAAUGAUUACAAGGAGUUCUUCGAGUACUACUUCCGUAGUCCCGUUGCUGAGGAGAAAAAGAAAAAGGAAGGGGAGAUACGUGAAGUCAAACCAUACUUGAUGGGCCAUGUCAUUCGCGAAAAUUUCCCAGGAGGGGUACAAGAGGUCAAAGAAGAAUUGAGUAAGGUCAAGGGAACGCUCGUGGAGAUGCCCCUGAUGUUCUUGAUUGAAGAAGACAUCGCGAAGGAAGGGAUCGCAUUCAAUAGCCUCACGGCGACGCUCUACACUUGA